GAACCAUCUUAUGUGGAAGUAAGACUGAACAUUUGCAGACUGCUGGCUCUUGUUCCUGUGUCCCCCUUUAAGAUUUCCUACUCAUUAGUGAAGCCUGCAAGAACAACCACCUGAUUUGGCAGCAUGAAGCCUGUUGUUGUUGUUCAUGGUGGAGCUGGCCGCAUCUUUAAAGAUCGGGAAGAAGGAGCUCGUUCAGGUGUUACCAGAGCAGCACUGAAAGGUUACAGUAUCCUUAAACAAGGAGGCAAUGCAUUAGAUGCAGUUGAAGAAGCAGUGACAUCAAUGGAAGAUGAUCCACAUUUUAAUGCAGGCUGUGGAUCUGUUUUAAAUGAGAAGGGUGAAGUAGAAAUGGAUGCCAUUAUCAUGGAUGGAAAAAAUCUAGCCUCAGGAGCAGUAUCUGCAGUUAAAUGUAUAGCUAACCCAAUAAAGCUUGCUCGUCUUGUCAUGGAAAAGACAGAGCACAUGUUGCUGACUGACCAUGGGGCAAAUCUUUUUGCCAAGGCCAUGGGUGUUCCUGAGAUUCCAGGGGAGAAACUUAUAACGGAAAGAUCCUGGGAGAGAUGGAACAAGAACCUUGAGCCAGAUUCUAACCCUCAUGAGUUUAAAAAAGACCCUGGAACAGUUGGUGCCGUUGCUAUAGACAAUGAAGGAAACGUAGCUUGUGCAACAUCCACUGGGGGACUCACUAAUAAACUGGUUGGCCGAGUCGGUGAUUCAGCAUGCAUAGGAAGUGGAGGCUAUGCUGAUAACCAUGUUGGUGCCAUCUCUACCACAGGACAUGGAGAAAGCAUGAUGAAAGUGGUCCUAGCCCGACUUAUUCUCUAUCACAUGGAACAAGGAAUGUCACCGGUGGACGCUGCUGACACUGCAUUGAAUUAUAUGAAAACAAGAGUGGGUGGAUUAGGAGGUGUCAUAGUUGUCAGCAAUUCAGGGGGCUGGGCAGCAAGGUUCUCCACCAAGCAGAUGUCUUGGGCUACAGUGAAGGAUGACCAAUUGCAGUAUGGCAUUUACACAGGGGAGAUACAUACGAGCUCUGUUGCAGAAGCACUUGAGUCCAAGUAAUUCUGGGGAUGAAGAAAAGUGGACAGUACAGCAGGACAAAGAUCUCAGUCUUCAUGGGGAGCAGUGAAAAUUGAUGUUAUCUUUCUAAAAAGAUUUACCCUCUAUUAAAUAGUCCCAGAAUUCACCACUUUUUACAAGCAAACCGAAACCCAGAAGCACUGGGCUUAAAGAUGACGGAUGUGGAUAUAGUGAUCAAUUAAAUGUCUCUAGAAAGC
Emys orbicularis (European pond turtle) is the source of this 1277-nucleotide messenger RNA. It is a transcript of the gene ASRGL1, whose product is annotated as asparaginase and isoaspartyl peptidase 1. Gene Ontology annotation, molecular function: asparaginase activity; beta-aspartyl-peptidase activity. Gene Ontology annotation, cellular component: cytoplasm. Lineage: Eukaryota; Metazoa; Chordata; Testudines; Emydidae. The coding region runs from base 124 to 1062 and encodes 312 amino acids. The transcript has 7 exons. The record is from RefSeq and is a predicted model, not a curated record.